Molecule: messenger RNA, 942 nt
Organism: Lates calcarifer (barramundi perch)
Lineage: Eukaryota; Metazoa; Chordata; Actinopteri; Centropomidae
Product: olfactory receptor 4K5-like
Exons: 1
Coding region: 1-942 (313 amino acids)
Biological process (GO): G protein-coupled receptor signaling pathway
Cellular component (GO): membrane
Molecular function (GO): olfactory receptor activity; G protein-coupled receptor activity
Source: RefSeq, a predicted model, not a curated record
AUGAAAAAUUUCUCUGAAGUAACAUCUUUCCAUCUGUCUGAUUACUAUGGAAUGGAGGACCUGAAGCCAGUUUACUUCUGCAUGUUCCUGAUUAUAUAUAUAACUAUUGUAGUUGAAAAUGUUGUGUUAAUCAGAGUGGUCUAUUGUGAAAAAACCCUGCAUGAGCCAAUGUAUUUGUUGCUGUGUAACCUGGCUUUGAAUGGUUUGUAUGGAAGCACUGCCUUGCUGCCCGCAUUACUUGGCAAUAUUCUGUCACACUCAUAUGAGAUAUCACUACCGUUGUGUCAGGCACAGAUCUAUGCUAUACACACAUAUGCCAUCACUGAAUUCACAAUUCUAGCAGUGAUGAGUUAUGACAGAUAUGUGGCUAUUUGUUACCCACUGCCAUAUCAUGCAAUCAUGUCCCAGAGACUUGUUAAACUCAUUACUUUCAUGUGGCUUUACCCCAUGCUGGCAUUUUUAAUUGUUCUCAUUUUCACUCUUAACCUACGCUUUUGUGAGAGAACCAUAGAAAAGACAUACUGUAUGAAUUACUUACUGGUGAAACUUGCUUGUACAGAUACAUCUAUAGUUAACAUAAUUGGCCUAUUAUCUGUAGGUCUAUACACGCUUCCACAGCUUGUCAUGAUCUUUUAUUCAUAUGCACACAUCCUAAGGAUAUGUGUAUUGUCUUUCAGCAAAUCCAACCUCAAAGCUCUCCGGACUUGCACCCCCCACCUUUUAGCAAUUAUUAAUUACUCUUUUGGGUGCUUUUUUGAAAUAGCGCUGAGUCGAUUCAAUGUUAGUUACCUGCUUUAUGAAGUCAAGUUGUUUUUAUCUCUGUACUUUUUGAUAUUUCCACCCAUCCUUAACCCAGUAAUCUAUGGUAUGAGUAUCCAAAUCAUAAGAGUCCACCUGUUCAAGUUUUUCAGCAGAAAAAACAGGCAAGUACAAAUGAUGUAG